Molecule: messenger RNA, 2741 nt
Organism: Zonotrichia leucophrys gambelii
Lineage: Eukaryota; Metazoa; Chordata; Aves; Passeriformes; Passerellidae
Gene: LAPTM5
Product: lysosomal protein transmembrane 5
Exons: 8
Coding region: 209-982 (257 amino acids)
Cellular component (GO): lysosomal membrane
Source: RefSeq, a predicted model, not a curated record
GAGCUGGGGCUCUGAUUUCCCAGCUGGAUGUGCUGAAAAAGCCCCCCAGUUUUGCUUUCUUUGUGAUUGAGAAACCCUCAUGUGACUUUGUAGAUGACUUCACACAUUCAGAGAGCAGGAAGGAAGCCGAGCUGCUCUCACUUCGUGUUCCGUGGGGCAGCUGCAAAUCCAACCUCAUUAUCUCAGGAGCGCCCAGAGGGACCCGAAAAUGAGCCCCCAAACCCCCCCUGAGCCCCCCAAAUGCUGCUGCUUCAACAUCAAGACAGCAACAGUGGCCCUGGGGAUCUUCCACAUGGUCAUGAGCAUCCUGCUGCUGAUCGAGUAUUCCCUGGAGGUGGCCAACGGGAAGGGCUUCUGCAAAGACCUGGAGAAGGAUUACUACAGAAUUGCUGAUAUCACCACCAGUUUCCUGCUGAUCCUCAUGUUGUUUGUCAUCAGCUUCCAUCUCCUGUUCGGGGUGCUCAAGAUGAAGGAGCGGUUCCUGAUCCCCUUCCUGGCUCUGCAAGUCAUCGAUUUCCUCCUGAGCCUCCUGACCAUGUUCAGCUCCUACAUCCAGGUGCCAGCGAUCAUCUCCGUGUCCUCCCUGGGCCACACGGGCCACUCCAGGACUCCCCUGCUGGCGCUGCAGCUGCUGGAUUUCUGCCUGAGCAUCCUCACCCUGUGCAGCUCCUACAUGGAGGUGCCCACCUUCCUCAGCCUCAAGCCUGUGGAGAGUGGGGGCUCUCUGCCAGCCCUGCAGAAGCUGCCAGCAGGGGAAUAUGUCAAAGUGAUGAUCACCUUCACCAUCGCCUUCGUGGCUGUGCUCGUCCUCAAGGCCUACAUGUUCAAGUGUGUCCUGAGCUGCUUCAAGUUCAUCAAAGCCAGCAGGAGGGAGGAGGUGAAAGUGGAGCCACACGCAGCGGAAAAGGUCGUGCUGCCAUCCUAUGAGGAAGCCCUGGAAUUGCCUUCCAAGGAUUGUCCCCCUCCCUACGUGGCCAUCUGAGCCCAGCCUGGGGGAGCUGACCCUGGGUGCUGCUGGUGCCUUUCCCAGCAGAGCCCCAGUGCUCACCCAGAGCAGUUCCCAGCCUUCUCCAGCCACAUCCUGCCAGGGAACUGCUGGAGUCUUGCCCUGCUGUGGCACCCCAAUUUCCUGACCCUGGCACCCCAAAUUCCUGACCCUGGCACCCCAAAUUCCCGAUCCUGGUACCCCAAUUUCCUGACUCUGGCACCUUGAUCUCCUGACCCUGGCACCUCAAUUUCCUGGUUCUGGCACCCCAAAUUCCUGACUCUGUCACCUCCACUUCCCGACUUUGGCGCCUCAAUUUCCUGGUUCUGGCACCUUAAUUUUCUGACUCUGGCACCCAAAUUCAUGACUCUGGAACCCCAAGUUCCUGACUCUGGCACCUCAAUUUUCUGGUUCUGGCACCUCCAUCUCCUGACUCUGGCGCCUGCAUUUCCUGACUUUGGCUCCCCAGAUUCCUGACUCUGGCAUCUGCAUUUCCUGGUGCUGGCACCUCAAUUUCCCAACCCUGCCACCCCAAGUUCCUGACCCUGGCACCUCCAUUUCCUGACUCUGACACCCCAAGUUCCUGACAAUGGCACCCCAAUUUCCUGGCUCCGGCAUCCCAAAUUCCUGACUCUGGCACUUCAAUUUCAUUACUUUGGCACCCCAAGCUCCUGACUCAGGCACCCCAAGUUUCUGAUUCUGGUACCUCAUUUUCCUGAAUCUGCAACUCAAAUUUCCUGGCUCUGGCAUCCCAAAUUCCUGACUCUGGCACUUCAAUUUCCUGGUUCUGUCACCUUAAUUUCCUGACUCUGGCACUUCAAUUUCCAUACUCUGGCACCCCAAUUUCCUGACUCUGGCUCUGGUUGCCAUCCCUGGAAUCUGGGUUUUGACUGCUGUGGGUGCAGGGCUGGCCUGAGCCCUGCCAGUUUUGCCCUGUGCCAGGGUGGUUCUCCUCUGGCUCAGCAGGGAGACCUUUAAGAAUUGGGAUUAAGGGAUGGUCCUGGUUUAGGGCAAUUUUGGGAGAAAAACUUCUAAAGGGAUUUCUUCUAGAAAAACAAAUUCAUGUGGUUCCUCCCCUAACUGGUUCGGGAAAAAGAUUUCCUUGUAGAAAAAUGGAAACAACUGUUUAUUUAAUAGGCAAAGCAUUCAACAGCACAAAAAAUGAACAAUAUUAAACAACAAAACCUCUUGCCACUCCAAAAGAGAUGACAAACUCAGAAAAGUCCCCUUGGUGGGCUGUAGCUUGGCUCACUCAGCGUCUUAGCAGUCCCUCUGGCCAAAAUGGAAAAUGGAAAUGUUCCAUGGAAAUGGAAAUGUUUCCAUGGAACGUGGAAGGAAAAUGGAAAUGUUUCCAUGGAAAAAUAAAUGUUUCAUGGGACAUGGGAGGAAAAUGGAAAUGUUCCAUGGAAAUAGAAAUGUUUCCAUGGGACAUGGAAGGAAAAUGGAAAUGUUCCAUGGAAAUGGAAAUGUUCCAUGGGACAUGGAAAUCCCAUGUCAAACUGUGACAGGGAUGAACAGGGAAGGAAUUUUCUCUGGGAUAACCCAGCCCUGCAGCUCCUCCAGCAGAAUUCCUACAGCAAAGGGAUCAGCCAAAAAUUCCCCAGGAACUGCAGCCCUCAUCCUGUCUGUUUGUGGUGAUUGACAAAACCCAGAAUAUCCAGCUCUGCCGUUUCAUACCUGAGUGGGUGCAUUUUUCUCUGCUUUUAUAUCACUUGGAAGAUGAGUUUCAAUUAAAAUAAAAAUGUUAAUGGCCUCC